Molecule: messenger RNA, 843 nt
Organism: Limulus polyphemus (Atlantic horseshoe crab)
Lineage: Eukaryota; Metazoa; Arthropoda; Merostomata; Xiphosura; Limulidae
Product: laminin subunit gamma-1-like
Exons: 4
Coding region: 175-843 (222 amino acids)
Source: RefSeq, a predicted model, not a curated record
GCUUUUGAAAUUACGUAUGUUCGUCUAAAAUUUCACACGAGUCGCCCCGAGAGUUUUGUCAUUUACAAACGAACAAGUGAAGACGAACCCUGGAUUCCUUACCAAUAUUAUAGCGCCACCUGUAGGGCCACUUACGGACUACCCGACAGUUUGUAUGUCAGCAACGACGAGGAGAUGAGGGCUUUGUGUACAUCCGAAUUCAGUGACAUUUCACCCCUCACAGGUGGAAAUGUGGCGUUCAGCACUUUGGAAGGAAGGCCUAGCGCAUACAACUUUGAAAACAGUCCAGCUUUACAGGAAUGGGUUACAGCUACAGACAUUCGUAUUUCUUUGAAUCGGAUGAAUACAUUUGGUGAUGAGAUAUUUGGUGAUCCCAAUGUUCUGAAAUCUUAUUAUUACGCCAUAACUGACUUUGCGGUAGGAGGAAGGUGUAAGUGUAACGGUCAUGCUAGUGGGUGUAUCGUCACAGGAGAAAGGGUUGAAGAACAGAGUCUGGCGUGUCGCUGUGAACACAACACUAGAGGUCGCGAUUGUGAUGAAUGUCUCCCUUUUUACAACGAUCUACCUUGGGCAAGAGCUACUGCAGCCACAGCUAACGAGUGUCAACGAAGAUUGGCAGCAAUAAGACAAAGAAAGCACCACGGGUAUUCAUUUACACUAGUAGGUAGAACGAUGGACACCUUGACUUCCUUCGACAGAAUUCCAAGAAAAAGACAAAAAGACAUAAGUUUAGUCAACCACUAUGGUAGAUGGAAAAAGUCGAGGAAGCUUGGAGGAAGAAAAGAGGUGAUAUAUGAAGAUGGUAGAAAUCAAGAACAUAACCAUCAAGCACAGAGGAACUGA